Messenger RNA from Rubroshorea leprosula, 698 nucleotides. The record is from the annotation of a GenBank genome assembly. NCBI's taxonomy places the organism in Eukaryota, Viridiplantae, Streptophyta, Magnoliopsida, Malvales, Dipterocarpaceae.
UAGGGGGAAGGGGUUCAGUUCUUGAUUUCCUUUUCCAUCUUCCCCAUCUCUUAGCUAUCCCUGCAAUAUUAAACCCAUGUGUCUUAUCCAUGUGGCAAGUUCUAUGCAAAGAGGUAAUAAUAUUUUAAUUGCUAAGACAAAGCAAGGGCUAGGGACCUAAGCCACCAAAACCACACAACUCAAUGCUCACACCCAAGUUGGGUGAGGAUCAAACACCUUCUUUUGAACCAGUAGACCUUGAACAAGUCAUUCUUACCUCAGAACAACAAGAUGUUGGGAGUGAUUCUGAUCAUGAAAAGCUCCCAAGGAAGAGAGGUUGGGGAGUUGCAAAAGGGUAUGAAAUGCCAAGGAACCUAGUUGAUCAGACAUGGAUCCACACUGAUGAGCAAGGGAGAUUACCACAUGGGAUGCUGCCAGAUAAGGUACACAGCGCCAUCUCCUUAUAGCUAAAGACAUGCUUGCCGACACCAUACACAGCUUAUGGUAUGGUGACUGCCCCACAUUUAUAUAUUUAUUGGAACAAAUUAUGUGUAAGUACUCUAUGAAUUUGAGUUUUAGUAUUAUGAUUAACUUGUAUGCUCAAACAUGGUUAGCUAAUAUUAUGAUUAUUUUUAGGCAACAUUCUAGUGGGAAGAAGUAGAUCGAGGGGUUAUAUGGAAUGUGUGGUUGGCGGAGUGUAAUAGAAAGAUGACCGGUAC